This is a messenger RNA of Phyllotreta striolata, 1468 nucleotides long. NCBI's taxonomy places the organism in Eukaryota, Metazoa, Arthropoda, Insecta, Coleoptera, Chrysomelidae. The record is from the annotation of a GenBank genome assembly.
UUCGAACGCGUAUCCACGUAAGUACAAAUACCUAUUAAAACUUGGUGUUGUAGUUGUACUGGCACCUCGGGAUUAUCCUAGAGAAGAAACAUGGCGACGCCGCUGAUAAGUUUGAACAACGGAAUGAAAAUGCCGGCGUUCGGUUUGGGUACGUGGCAGGCUGCUACAGGGGAAGUCGGUGAAGUUGUGAAACAAGCCAUAGAAGCCGGGUAUCGUAUGUUCGAUUGCGCUUGGUUGUACAGCAACGAAAAAGAAAUCGGCGAAGGACUGAGGGAGAAAAUUAACGACGGAAGCGUAAAGAGGGAAGAUUUGUUCGUAGUUACCAAAUUAUGGAACACAUUUCAUCGCGAGAACGAGGUCGUGGCUGCCUGUAAAGAAUCGCUUAAGAAUUUUGGUUUGGAUUACGUCGAUUGUUAUUUGAUACAUUGGCCUUGUUCUCAACGAUUAACGGGCGAAUUAAAUCCCACGUUACCUUUCGCUAAUGCAGUUGAUGAUGAAUACGAUUUCACCAAAACAUGGAAAGGGAUGGAGGAGUGCGUGCGAUUGGGGCUUGCUAAAAGCAUCGGAUUGUCCAAUUUCAAUUCACAACAAGUUAAAAGAAUCAUGGAAAAAUGCACCAUAAAACCUGUAGUCAAUCAGAUCGAAGUGACACCUUUCCUUAACCAAAGAAAACUGAUUAAAUUUUGCAAUGAUUUGGGCAUAAAAAUUAUGGCCUAUUCACCUUUGGCUUCGCCAACUAGAGGAUGGCUCAAACCCGGAGAUCUGGUACUUUCAUUCAACGAUCCUAAAUUAUUAGCUAUAGGAAAUAAGUAUGGUAAAACCGGCGCUCAAGUAGUACUGCGCUAUGUUUACCAACAAAGUACUAUUCCUAUUCCAAAAUCUUCCAACGCUCAAAGAUUAAAACAAAACAUAGACAUCUUCGAUUUUGAACUAACAGACGAAGAACUACGUACUAUUGAUCAAUUUAAUUGCGGCGUAAGAGUGUGCAGCGCAGAAGACAUGAUCAACAAUUCUGAAUAUCCUUUCAAUUUUAAAGAAUAAAUAAUCAACUCACCUCCAUUUCUUCAAUUCGAUCCAUAGAAUAGUAGGCUACUUGGUAACCGUUCAAUCCGGAGUGGUUCCUGCUUUGCCACGACACCAGCACGGAAAACGGUUGGAUAUCUUGAAUGCCCAAUUUCACAACCAUCGGCUGAUCGCAAAACUGUUCCGGAUCCAACUCGAGAAAAACCCUCCCGCGAAGUUCCGGCGGAUGUUCGCAACGAAGUUCCAGAGUAUCCGUACGUUCGACUAGUUUCUGAUGGUCGCGCAGCCACUCCCACAAUUCCUGGGAAUCGCAAUUGCAGGAUAGGGGAUUUUCUGAAAUUGUUUAAUCAAGAUAAACAACAUUGUACACCUACUGUUUUAUGGUAAACAACUCCUUAGGGAGUUUAAAAUUGUUUCGUUAAUAAAGCCAUGAAUUUAUUGCUCA